UUAAACUCCAAUAAUGUAAACAAAAACAUAAAUAAAAACCUAAACAACAGCAUGAAUAAAAACAUAAACAACAACAUGAAUAAAAACAUAAACAACAACAUAAACAACAAUCCUAGAAACGACAAAAUUAUGAAUGCGAACUCAAACAACAAAAACAUCGCUAAAAGCGAAAUCAAAAACGUAAACGACAACAGCAACAACAACAACAACAAUACAAGUACUGCAACAACAACCGAGGAUAAAAUAAAAACCGACAAUUCGACGCAAACCGAUCCGAAUAUAUUCUGCGGCUUCCACAAUCAUCGCAUCAAAAGACUUGUCGAUGAGAUCCUCUAUGCCUAUUUGUACCCUGUAAGAAAGUACGAUCCAGUUAAAUGCGGCUAUCUUUGCAGGAGUCUCUGUAAGAUGAUUCGUGAUAGGUCGCAAGAAAUUACAAAGGCUUAUGAUUGGUUAGAUGGUAAGGAAACUCUACCCCUUAAAUUAGUCAUCAACGUCGUCAUUGGUCAGGAUUUGAACCAGAAUUUUCAAAUGGCCUGCAGGACUUGGUCAGACGUCAACAAAGAUGGAUUCGUCUGCUGCGUUUAUAGGAACAACGUCAUAUUUGCCGUAGCCACCGUGCACGGCAUGGACAACAACACCUGCUAUUGUCAUGGAGACGACCCACAAGCUCAACAACAACAGCCACACCAACAAUACAACAGCAGCAGCAGCAACAACGUUUUCAGCGAAGCGAACGAAUUCAAGAAUCAUGCUCAGCUCAGUGGCGGAUCUUGGGGGUGGGACACUGCCUUCUCUCCCCCCGUUGUGAACGAAAUUUUAAUAAAACAAAAAGGACUGUUUAAUCCAGAGUUGCAGAUAACACUCAUUCAUUCUGUCUUUCAUCUCAACAAAGCUUACAAAUACACCGUGAAACUUUUCUUCAAACUGACUAAGAGCCAAUCUAAGCAGUAUUAUGUAAACGUUUCGUCAAAAGUGACACACCCAUGA
Molecule: messenger RNA, 987 nt
Organism: Helobdella robusta
Lineage: Eukaryota; Metazoa; Annelida; Clitellata; Rhynchobdellida; Glossiphoniidae
Exons: 5
Coding region: 52-987 (311 amino acids)
Biological process (GO): microtubule-based movement
Cellular component (GO): cytoplasmic dynein complex; cytoplasm
Molecular function (GO): dynein intermediate chain binding
Source: RefSeq, a predicted model, not a curated record